CAAUGCACAUGAUCUUCGAAGCAAAGGGGCUACCCUAAUUGCUUUAUUGACAAGGAAAACCCCCAUUCGGAAAAGGAGAGAGAAAGGCAAAAACAAGCUUGAUCUAUAGAGAGAAUGAAAGGAGAAGAGAUGGAGGAGAUGAUGAUGAUGAUGAUGAUGAUGAUGAUGAUGAGCAGCAGCAGCCCUAAUAAUCAAAUCAAUGAGGCUUCCACUUGCACUACCUGGAAAGUUUAUGACAACCCUUUUUAUUGUCCGCAUCAUCAAAUCAACUUCCCUUUCUGGGAUCUUACAUCAGUUAUGGAUUCUGAACUGGAUAUUGCUCGAGCCCAGGUCAUUGAUUUGCAAGCAGAGCUUGAGCACGAAAUUGAAGCUCGUAAAAAGCCGGAGUCACUCAACAAGAAACUGGCUAAAGAGCUAGCCGAGCAAAGAAUGGGGAGAGAAGCAUUGGAGAGCGUAUGUGAUAAGUUUGCCCGAGAGAUUUCGAUGGAUAAAGCUGAGAUCGAUAAAAUGAAAAGAGAUUUCGAGGAAGAAAGAAACAUGCUAAAGAUGGCUGAAAUUAUUAGGGAAGAGAUGGUUCAAAUAAAGAUGGCCGAGGCCAAGAUUCUCUUCGAGGAAAAGUUAUUAGCGUUGCAGGAAACUAAACGACCGCCGGCGGCGGCUGAUAAACACGAUAAACCACCGUCAUCCACCGCUGAAAAGUCGUCAACAUGUAGUACUGGUGUAACUAUGUCUUCAUCAAUGGCGAUUCAGCGAAAAGAAUCCCCAGAAACUGAGAAUCCUCACAUAAAGAGAGGGAUAAAGGGGUUCGUUGAAUUUCCAAGAGUGGUUCGGUCGGACAAUCAAUGGAUCAAAAGCAGGCAUUGGGGUUCAAAGCUCGAGUGCCAAAUGGCUCAGCUGAGGAUUCUACUGAAGCAGAAGAGCCCCAUUCGAUCAAAUUUCACAUCAUGA
Molecule: messenger RNA, 948 nt
Organism: Hibiscus syriacus
Lineage: Eukaryota; Viridiplantae; Streptophyta; Magnoliopsida; Malvales; Malvaceae
Product: protein BRANCHLESS TRICHOME-like
Exons: 2
Coding region: 115-948 (277 amino acids)
Source: RefSeq, a predicted model, not a curated record